AUGUCUUCUAUCAAAGAGCUCAGUGAAAGAAUUGCUAGCAACUCAGCUAUUGUCGAAAAAUGGCUGGCUGGCAAGAAUGCCAAAGUGUCUUUCGAUCAGAAUGCGGAGGAUGAAUUUCCGGACACUGAUGGUGAGCCUGAGAUUGAAGCAGCACGGAUGGCGGUUAUAGAUGACACGAGUGCGCUUCAUGACUUGUUUCUUGGUCCACGAGAGGUUCUGGCUCGGGUUUGGGGUGCUGCUCUUGAUAAUGCUGCUCAGCAGGUUAUCUAUCACUUCAACAUUCUCCCUGCAAUUCCACUAGAUGGUGGAGCCACUUAUGCGGAAAUAUCUGCAAAGGUUGGUCUGGCCGAGAGAAAAGUCAAAACAGUUGUGCGUAAAGCAAUGCUAAAUCGGAUGCUGCGAGAGGAUGUUCCGGACCAUGUCGUUCAUACUGCCUCGUCAGCCCUGCUAUUGCGCAAUCAUAACAUGAUGAAUUACUACGGCUUUUUCGUUGAGCAGAUGUUUCCUGCCAGUGCGAAACUAGCCGAAGCGCUGGAGAAAUAUAAAGACAGCACUGCUGCACAAGAUACCGCAUUUGGUCUUGCCUUUAACACGAAAGAUGGCUUAUUCAAAUACCUCGAGCAAAGCCCAGAGUUGAUGGCUCGAUUCGUCGGUGCGAUGGAGGGUGUGAAUAAGGAUCCUAGCCAAAGUCAAAAGCACGUUAUAACGGGGUAUCCGUGGACAGAGCUUGGAGAGGCUACUGUUGUUGAUGUUGGUGGCUCAUCCGGGUUCUUGAGUGUAGAACUUGCAAGAAAUUACCCGAAGCUAAAUUUUGUGGUAGAAGACUACAAGAAGAAUGUUGAGCAAGGAGCUGCCCAGCUGUUAUACGAAUUGACCAAUCGAGUCAAGUUUGUGCCGCAUAACUUCUUUGAUCCCCAGCCGGUAACGGGCGCAGAAGUCUAUGUUUUGCGACAUAUCUGUCACGAUUGGUCUCAUGAGAAUAGUGUCAAAAUUAUUCGUCAAAUUGUACCGGCCAUGAAGCCUGGAAGCAAGAUUUUGCUGGUCGAAAUUGUCGUUUCGCCAUCGAACAGACCAAUGUCGAGUAUUGCUGAACGAUACCUGCGAAUUAGGGACCUUAAUAUGGUUCAAAUGCUAAAUGCACAGGAGCGAAGCGAAUCUGAGUGGAGGGAGAUCAUCACCGAGGCAGAUUCCAAUCUUGAGUUGACACGCAUUCUCACGCCCAAUGGAAGCACAGACUCAAUCAUUGAAAUUUCGUUGAGGCAGAAUUGA
Botrytis fragariae is the source of this 1269-nucleotide messenger RNA. RefSeq names its product putative o- protein. The coding region runs from base 1 to 1269 and encodes 422 amino acids. The record is from RefSeq and is a predicted model, not a curated record. NCBI's taxonomy places the organism in Eukaryota, Fungi, Ascomycota, Leotiomycetes, Helotiales, Sclerotiniaceae. The transcript is spliced from 5 exons. Gene Ontology annotation, molecular function: O-methyltransferase activity.